CUGCCGCAGUGUGGUAAGCGCAAAACGGUACGAUCCGACUUCACGGACAAUCGUGCAUCUGCAGCUGCAACAACUUUUACGAAGUCGACAAUUUGGAAGCAUACUAACAUAUUCCCAGCAGCCACUGUGGAUAUAAGGAACAUUCCCAGUAAGAAGAUCUUCAUGGACAUGGAUCACUAAUCCAAUAUAAAAGAAGGAACCAUGGAUGUGACAGACCUUUUUUCCGCUGCAUCAAACGGUGACUGUGAAAAGAUCCACUCCCUGCUGGAAAAAGGGACGGAUGUUGAUGCCAAAGACGACCAUGGCUGUACAGCACUGCAUCAUGCUGCUAGGGUGGGGCAUUGUCCGGCUAUGGAGGUGUUGUUGGACAGUGGGUUGGGCGUUGACACAACUGAUCUAGAAGGUCGCACAGCACUGCAUUAUGCUAGUGAGGCAGGGCAUUGUGGUACUAUGAAGCUGCUGUUAAACAGAGGGGCGGACGUUGGUGCAACUGAUCAUAAAAAAGAGACAGCACUUCACCAGGCUGCAAAGUACAGCCACUGUGCUGCAAUCACCCUUCUUCUGGACCGGGGUGCACAUGUGAACAUGGCAAACAGUGAACACCAGUCAGCCCUACAUCUUGCUGCAAGUAGAGUUAUCAAUCAGAGUUCGGUAAUCAGAAAUGUUGUCGGGUGCGCAUGGUUCAUGGACACACAACUAUUGGAGGCCCUACAGUAUUCGGCAAAGGGACGCCGUGAGGCUGUCGCACUCUUGUUAGAUAGAGGAGCAUGGGUAGAUGCUCUUGAUCACUGGGAAUAUACUCCACUACAUUAUGCUGCCUUUGAAGCUGACACUGACACCAUCCUUCUCCUGUUGGACAGAGGGGCAGAUUUUCAUUCAGUGAAUCGUUUAAGUCAGUCUUUACUUCACAUAGCGGCAUUUCGUGGCCAUAAUGCUGCAGUCAAUAUGUGGUUAGAUCAUGGUUUGGACAUAAAUGCAAGGGACACCACAGGCCGCACAGGAAACAGUGAAGUUACUGUGUUCUUGCGGUGGUGGUUAUCUGGCUGCAAAGGGCAGACUUGA
Branchiostoma floridae (Florida lancelet) is the source of this 1062-nucleotide messenger RNA. RefSeq names its product ankyrin repeat domain-containing protein 65-like. Lineage: Eukaryota; Metazoa; Chordata; Leptocardii; Amphioxiformes; Branchiostomatidae. Gene Ontology annotation, cellular component: nucleus. Gene Ontology annotation, biological process: positive regulation of transcription by RNA polymerase II. Gene Ontology annotation, molecular function: transcription cis-regulatory region binding; protein binding. Bases 202 to 1062 code for a protein of 286 amino acids. The record is from RefSeq and is a predicted model, not a curated record. The transcript has 2 exons.